Molecule: messenger RNA, 3426 nt
Organism: Populus trichocarpa (black cottonwood)
Lineage: Eukaryota; Viridiplantae; Streptophyta; Magnoliopsida; Malpighiales; Salicaceae
Exons: 4
Coding region: 1-3426 (1141 amino acids)
Biological process (GO): DNA repair; telomere maintenance
Molecular function (GO): DNA helicase activity
Source: RefSeq, a predicted model, not a curated record
AUGGGCGCAAAGAUUGAUACUUCUGUUAAUGAUCAACCAGCUCCAUAUGUGUUCAAGAUAAGUGGUCAUUGUCAUCAUUUGAUGGGCUUCCUCUUACCUGUUAAUGGAGAAUCACCAAAGUUUGCACAGCUUUAUGUGUUUGACACUACUCACGAAGUUGCAAAUAGACUUUUACCAUUCACAAGAGACUCCAAAUCAUCAUCUCUUGAUGAGAAUAUUGUUGUGGAUCUUUUAAGAAUGCUUGAUGAAACAAACGAGCUUGCCAAAUUGUUUCGUUCUUUAAAAAGAAUCUCAAAAUUACAUCCAAAAUUCAUGGCAUUACAGUAUCCACUUUUGUUUCCUUAUGGUGAAGACGGCUACUCCUGUAAUAUUAUGUUUGCUGAUCAUGGACAUGAAAAAACAAGGAAAAGGUCAAGAGUUCCGAUGCGAGCUUAUUAUGCUUACCUUAUCAAUGAAAGGCCUGGGUGCGAUAAUACCAUCAUUAAAGGAGGUCGUUUGUACCACCAAUUCUUGGUUGAUGCAUUUGUUAAUGUUGAAGAAGAUCGUCUUGAUUAUAUCAGAGCUAAUCAAAAAGAUUUACGUACAAAAGUUUAUAGAGGUAUCCAUGAAGCUGUGCUUAAUGGGGAUGUUGAAGGUUUCUCAACUGGGAAAAUCAUUGUUCCAUCUUCUUUAACUGGUAGCCCACGUUAUAUGAUCAAUAAUUAUCAGGAUGCAAUGGCUAUAUGUAGAGCCUAUGGAAAUCCUGACCUAUUUAUUACAUUCACAUGUAAUGUUAGUUGGCCUGAGAUACGAAUGGAGCUUACAAAAGGUCGAAUUUACAAACAUGAAGACAAGCCUGAUAUCAUUACACGUGUUUUUAGAUUGAAGGUUAUUGAUAUGUUAGCCUUCAUAAAAUCAGGCAAGCCUUUUGGUCAGACAAUUGCAGAUGUUUGUGCAAUUGAAUUUCAAAAGAGGGGUUUGCCACACACUCAUAUAUUGAUCUGGCUACACUCGAAUUUUAAAUGUCGUUCACCCGAAGAUGUUGAUUCCAUUGUUUCAGUUGAAAUCCCUGACAAAUUUACAGAUCCAAAAUGCUAUGAAAUUGUUUCAAAAUUCAUGAUGCAUGGUCCAUGUGAUCUUGCAAAUCCAAAAUCUCAGUGUAUGAACGAGGGAGUUUGCUCAAAAAGAUUCCCGAAAAAAUUCAAGAUGCAAACUGUUUUUGAUGAUAAUGGCUUUGUUUAUUACAGACAUCGUGAUCUUAAAGACAAUUUUGUUAUAAAAAAUGGCAUUCAGCUCAAUAACAGAUAUGUUGUUCCAUAUAAUAGGGAACUCUUAUUACGAUACAAUGCCCACAUAAAUAUUGAGAUCUAUUGUCAAUCAAUGUUAAUUAAGUAUCUUUUUAAGUACGUAAGCAAGGGCUCUGACAGAUGUAGAGUUGUUGUUGAAAAAGAUCGUGUUGAUGAGAUCCAUGCAUAUAUGAAUUAUCGUUUUAUAUGCCCAUAUGAAGCGGUCUGGCAUCUUCUACAAUUUCCAAUACAUUCAAGAUCACCUUCUGUUGAGCGACUUCAAAUCCAUUUGCCAUUGCAUCAAAAUGUUGUUUACUCUGGAAAUGAAAGUCUACCAUCAAUACUUAAAAAACCAGGUAUUGAAAAAACAAUGCUCACAGAAUGGUUCACACGGAAUAGAAUUGAUCAUGAAGCACGUCAGCUUUACUACUCAGAAUUUCCACAUAAAUAUAUUUGGGAUCCUGGUAAAAAAGAAUGGAUUCCAAGAUCAAAAGGUUUUAUUCUUGGUCGAUUAACAUAUGUUCACCCUGCUUCAAGAGAACUCUAUUUUCUAAGACUACUCCUUAACCAUGUAAGAGGAGCGCUGACCUUUGAUUAUCUAAAAAAUGUUUCGGGUGUUGUGCAUCCAACAUUUCAACUUGCUUGCAAGACCUUGGGACUUUUAGGAGAUGAUAAAGAAUGGGAAGACGUCUUCUGUGAGGCCAUGGCUACUGCAACAUCUCCUCAAAUUAGGAAUCUCUUUGUCAGUGUUAUUCUUUUUUAUGAUGUUGCUGAUCCAGAAGUUUUGUUCAAUAAAUUCUGGCGUUCAAUGUAUGAUGAUAUUAUCACCCGUUUCAAAUCCAGCUUUGCCAUGCCUAAUCUUAAAUUAUUCGAUGAUGAGCUUAAAAACUAUGUUCUAUAUAAGCUUGAGCUUCUCUUCAAUGUUGCUGGCACAUCUCUUGAAAAACACAAGCUUCCAAUGCCUGAUGGGCAUUUAUUGUCAGAAAUAAAGAAUAAACUUUUGAGAGAAGAACUUAACUACGAUGUUGCAGAUCUUAUAUGUCAAUAUCCAUCAGCUUUCCCACAACUGAAUCAAUGUCAAUUGAAUGUUUAUGAUUGUGUUGUUAAAUCUGUCCUUGAAAAAAGACAAGAAUUAAUUUUUGUUCAUGGCCAUGGAGGAACUGGGAAAACAUUUUUGUGGCAUACAAUAAUUAAUCGGUUGAGAUCAGAUGGUUUAAUUGUCCUUGUUGUUGCAUCAUCGGAUAUCGCAUCACUUUUGCUUCCUGGUGGUCGUACAACUCAUUCAAGAUUUAAGAUCCCCCUUACUGUUUCUGAUACUUCAUCAUCAUUAGAUCGUUCGCUUCGUAAUGUCCUGACAAAUGGUAACGACUUGCCCAAUGAUAAACCAUUCGGUGGGAAAUCAAUUUUGUUAGGAGGACAUUUUAGACAAAUUUUACAUGUUAUUCCUGGAGGAACAAAGGAAGACAUUGUUCAUGCAUCUCUUUGCAACUCUAUUUUGUGGUCUAAAUUUAAAGUUCUCACUCUUACAAAGAAUAUGAGGCUAUCAUCCAAUGGUCUUUCAAAUGAUAAAAAAAAAGAACUUGCUAUUUUUGCCAACUGGAUUCUUGCAAUUGGUGAUGCAACUCAACAAGAUGCUCUAUUCCCAGAUGAUUAUGAUGCAUCCAUGGUUAAAAUACCGCAAGAUCUUUUGGUUGAAGCUGGAUCUAACCCCAUAUUAGCAAUUGUUUCAGCAGUGUAUCCCUCUAUUUGUGAAAUCAAUAUUGAUCCAUGCUAUUUUAGAGAGAGAGCAAUUAUAACUCCAAGAAAUGCUACAGUUUCUGAAAUCAAUGAUUUUAUUUUAAACAUGUUGCCAGGGAUGAAGCGGAUUUACCUAAGUACUGAUACUGUUUGCAAAACAUCGAGUGAUGGUGAUAAUGCAAAUAUUUUGUAUCCUGUUGAAUUUAUCAAUCAACUUGAGUUCAAUGGAGUGCCAUCCCACACAAUUUCCUUGAGAAUUGGCACACCAAUAAUGCUUUUACGCAAUCUUAAUUUAUCAGCUGAUUUAUGUAAUGGAACAAGACUUAUUGUUACGCAACUUGCUGAGAGGGUCAUGGAAGCUCAAAUAAUAACAGGCUCUUUUAUUGGCAAUCGUGUAUUUAUUCCAGGAUUGUUUUUCCAAUAA